AUGUUGUCUUAUCAUUAUUUAUUCAUUGGCUUUGCUGCUGCAGUGGCCGCAGCUCCUCCUCUUAAAUGCCCUCCCUUCCCAUCCUCCAUCGUUGAGUUUUCUUCUGGUUUCAAGCAGCCAAAACCACCAAUCGUCAAGCCAGAAUACACGGCUCACUUUGUACAGCACAAGUGGAAUGCCGAACUGUCACACAUCACAGUUGGCUACAUCGAAAAUUCUCCUUCCAAGAACUUCGUUCGUGUAGAUGAAGCUUUCGGCAGUCAACUUGCUUCGUCAUACUUCGACUAUUCCAACAUUACAAAGUCGGGGUUGGUGGACAAUACGCUGACGACUUACAACCAUCAAAACACCACCCCCAGCGUUUGGAGGGGCUACGUGAAUUCGAACUUUCCGAUCUUCAGCAAAAGCAUCUUGGUCGACUCCGGUGCUGUUUUUGAAGGGCUAGUUGAGCGAGAUUUCAACCCUUCUCCUGUUGCAGCGUGGAGUUUGAUGUACCAAGGCGCAAUCCCAGUCACUAUAUACGUGAACGAAUGCGCCAUCAUUGUAGGCUAUGAUUACUUCGCUCCGGAACUACGAACUCGAGUUGUUAUGGAGUUUUUAAACAUACAGGCAAAGUAG
Messenger RNA from Fusarium venenatum, 618 nucleotides. RefSeq lists its product as uncharacterized. The record is from RefSeq and is a predicted model, not a curated record. Lineage: Eukaryota; Fungi; Ascomycota; Sordariomycetes; Hypocreales; Nectriaceae.